This is a messenger RNA of Tachysurus fulvidraco (yellow catfish), 2495 nucleotides long. It is a transcript of the gene gjb3, whose product is annotated as gap junction protein beta 3. Gene Ontology annotation, cellular component: connexin complex. The transcript is spliced from 2 exons. Bases 331 to 1176 code for a protein of 281 amino acids. The record is from RefSeq and is a predicted model, not a curated record. NCBI's taxonomy places the organism in Eukaryota, Metazoa, Chordata, Actinopteri, Siluriformes, Bagridae. Gene Ontology annotation, biological process: cell communication.
AACAAGUUACGGGCAACUUUUUUUUUACUCCACCUUCACAAGAUGCUCUAGAUACAUUUUUACAAGCUUCAGGUCGAAUGGAGACCGAACAUUUUUCAUAGAUUAGAAAUUAAACCGAUCAGAGAAUCAGUGGAAUCAGAUUGUUUUGUUUCUGGACCGGGAUUAAAUUUGAAAGUUCAUUAAGACCCAUCAUCAGAAAAAGUUACUAGAAAUUAAACAGAAUCAAGUAGACAAAAAAAAAGUAGAUCAGAGAUCAAGUAGUGUGAAGAAAAGGAAAAAGAGGAUAAAAGGGAAUUUAAGAAGGGAUUAAGAGACUAAGAAAUUAGAGCUAUGGACUGGAAAACAUUCCAGGCCCUGCUCAGUGGGGUAAACAAGUACUCGACGGCGUUCGGACGCAUCUGGCUCUCGGUGGUUUUCGUCUUUCGUGUCCUGGUGUAUGUGGUAGCAGCAGAGCGAGUGUGGAGUGAUGACCAGAAGGACUUUGACUGUAACAUCAAGCAGCCUGGAUGCGCCAACGUAUGCUAUGACCACUUCUUCCCCAUCUCGCACAUCCGCCUGUGGGCCCUUCAGCUCAUCUUUGUCACGUGCCCGUCACUACUUGUGGUUAUGCACGUUAAGUAUCGUGAGGAACGGGAACGCAAAUACCGCGCCAAACAUGGCGCUGACGCCAAGCUCUAUGAUGAUACAGGCAAGAAGCAUGGAGGCCUCUGGUGGACCUAUCUGAUCAGUCUCUUUGCCAAGACAGGAAUUGAGGUGGCCUUUCUCUACAUCCUUCACCACAUCUACAAUAGCUUUCAUCUGCCCCGAGUCGUUAAGUGCCAGAUCUUCCCAUGUCCCAAUAUUGUGGACUGCUACAUCGGCCGGCCCACUGAAAAAAAGAUGUUCACCUACUUCAUGGUGGGUGCCUCAGCCAUCUGCAUUGUUCUGAACAUCUGUGAGAUCUUAUAUCUCCUAGCCAAGCGCAUCUCCAGCUGUGCCAAGCGUUCCAGGAGUCAUCGAGCACAAGCCAUGCAUAUGUACAAGCCUCCAAGUCGGGACCAGGAUAGCAACUGUACGCUGCCCCUGCAUGAACUGGAGAACAAACCACAGACCAAGUCCAAGCUGGGCGUCCCAUCUACAGAUUACAAGACAAGUGUUUUCAUGAGGGCUUCAGCUCCAAACCUUAGCUUUGCCUAACGGUUAGAUCCACUUUUACAUAUUCCAGGGAGAGAGAGCAAGAGAGAGAGAGAUAUCUUAUCCAUGGACUUUAUGAGCUCUCUUUUAUGUGAUCUACAAAUGUUUGGAGCAAGCUCUCCCUCGAACAGUCCACAUCCUUGCUCUAGGACAAACUACAAGAGCAGCAAACGAUUCAUUGACAGCACAAUCUGUGAAAGCACUUUAUAAGAUACGCAGCUCGGUUAAAACAUUUGCAGUCAAGUUCUGAUUUCUGUAGUUUUCUGUGGUAACUGAAACGACGAACACGGACUAAACAACUCAGGAUCACGCUUUAGAGUCGAGAAGGUUUUUUGAACCACACUAAAGGGAGACAGCAAUAACAAAGCAAACAUGGAAAUCUCAACGAGUCGGUUCAAAGCUUUUUCAAUUGGAGCCUGUUUUUUAUUAUAUUGUUUGGUUCUUUGAAUUUCUAUUGUACUAUCCGUUCUCUGUCCUCUAUUUAGGAUCUCCACUGCAACUAUAAACACCUGGAUGUUAUUUUUUUUUCUCUUUUCACUGGAUAUCGAAUGCCUCUCAUCUAUUUAUUUCCCACUUUAUUUUUCAUGUUCAUUGGAUGUUGACUUGUUGACAGAUAAGAUAACUAGUACACGUUCCGAUUUGAUCUCAUCCAGGACGUACGGAAGAGCGUACACAAGGCUAGCAAGGAGAAAAUUCUGAGGAUGAGGUUACCUUCUGAGUCUGGUUCCUCUCAAGGUUUCUUCCUCAUAUCAUCUCGAUGAGUUUUUCUUUGCCACCAUCACCUCAGGCUUGCUCAUUAGGGAUAGAUUUUAGGGAUAAAUAGUAACUUAAUUUUUAAACUUCUUAUCAUUUUUAUUCUGUGUUUCUAUACUUCUGCAAAGCUGCUUUGAGACAAUGGCUAUUGUUAAAAGACCUAUACAAAUAAAUUGAAUUAUCCUUGGCUGAAAGGACAAGAACUUCCACAGCCGUGGCACGCAGGCAGGACCUUCUACAUGCAACUGUUGUGUUGUGACAGCUCAGGAGAACCUUUAUUCCUUUCAUCAAUCCUGAAAGGAAAACCACGGCCAGGUAGCCUCGGGUUUUUUUUUCUUAUAACGAGCAAACUGUUAAAUGGAUAAGAUUAUAAAGAUCUUGUAUGGAAUAUUUUCCUACAGUGCGAACAUUCGUACGCUGCAGAGGUGUUGGUGAAAAAUACUCCAGCAAAACACUUCAGAGAUAAUGAAUAAUCACAGGACUUUCUAGAGACAAUGAGACAGAGCUAAUAAGCAAAUAUGGAAUAAUAAUAUUGGCUAUUUAUAGAGCACAGUGUAGUUCACAAGGCU